AUGUCGUUGUUGCAACAAUUUACUUUACCACUAGAAGGAAGACUAGUGGACUUUCGAGAACCUACACAUUGUGAUAUAUCUUUUUACCACCCACGAAGUGGCGGCGAAGUAGACUUCCGAUCAAUUGAGGGAGUUGCUUUGAUGCACGACCAGCACGCGGACGAACGACCUGCCUUUGAGCAGUCAGCGACGACAAUAAUGGUAAAGAUGAUGGCUACCUCCAUUGGCGACGCUGCGCGAUCGGAGACGGUGCUUGGGACUCAGCUCCGAAGUUUUGGCGCGGCUGCACAGCACGCUCGUUGAAGAGCGCCGACCGACCACGCCGACUUGACACAGCAAGAACUACAGGAGUACUAUACAUAAGUGCAUUGAGAUACUAAAAGAAGAAGCGAGUCAAGUGGCGAGGUAAUAUUUAGAUACUCCAAGUAGAAGAAGCAAGUCAGGUCGUAGUCGUGGCGAGGAGUGCUAGAUACUCCAAGAAGAAGAGGACCGUCGAGUCGUGGCGAGGGGUACUAGAGGCCAAACAAGGUUGUAGUAGAGCGGAAGAGAUCAAAAAGCGCAGGAGCGUCUUGGCUGCAAUCGCGAACUGCGACUCAUUUGCGACCAAGGGAACAGGAAGAAGCUCCAAAUAAAACGGGAGCCAUGCACCCCGAAGAAGGUAAACGCAAUUGGCCGCAAGAAGAGGAUAAAUAGAGGAGCUAUAGAGAGCGCGUAUAAUAGUCAAAAUGUCAACAUUAACGCAACUAGUGUUGAAAAAAAUAGCCGGGCGAAAAAGUCUUAUAUUCUCAUAAGAUAACUUUUUAGAUUUAAUUGAAAGUAAUACUGAAAGGGGGUAUGCUCUAAAAAAAGAGCUCCACACUUAUCUGGGCUUGAAGAAUGGAGUAAACCCAAAUACAUCUCCAACAUCCUGUCGCCUCUCCCAUCUCAAGAUGUGCGCAUACUUUCUCACAUGGCACGGAUAUUCGAAAACAGAAAGCACCAGGACCUCUUUAUUUGGCAAUUUAUAUUCGCAAGUUUGGUGGAGAUUUAGUGGAUCAAAAACCUCU
Messenger RNA from Amoebophrya sp. A25, 1046 nucleotides. The record is from the annotation of a GenBank genome assembly. Lineage: Eukaryota; Dinophyceae; Syndiniales; Amoebophryaceae.